Xenopus tropicalis (tropical clawed frog) is the source of this 2006-nucleotide messenger RNA. RefSeq names its product chromosome 9 C21orf58 ortholog (gene c9h21orf58). NCBI's taxonomy places the organism in Eukaryota, Metazoa, Chordata, Amphibia, Anura, Pipidae. Bases 283 to 1206 code for a protein of 307 amino acids. The transcript is spliced from 10 exons. The record is from RefSeq and is a predicted model, not a curated record.
GUUGAAAGUGGAAUAGUAAGUUUCUCAUCUCUGGCAAGAAUGUGGGGCUGGGGCAUAUCAAGUCACAUGCCUUGGAUACAAAGCUGUGUACAGGAGAUUACAAGUGGCAACUGAAAAAGCAUUUCAGAAUACAUCUUCUUAUUUGACUUAGCUACAGGAAAAAAACAGAAGAGAGGACACGACAGCAUUCAUUCUCCCAACUUUUUCAGAUACAGUCAAAUGGACUUGCUGAACUGAGAGAUUUUUCCUGCAAUUGCAAAAUAGGAGGCUGCAUCUUGUACCAUGGCAGACGCAACAUUGGUUGAUCAGAUGACUAGACUGAAACUGAGACUUCUGGAGAAGAGAUUAGAGAAUGAACGUGAAAUGGCAGAGGAAGCUGGUGAUACUGAGCCCGAAACUUCAAGAAGCUACAAUGGGCAUGAAGAAGCUCUGCAGUCAGCUUUACGAAGAAGGAAGGAUCUACUGCAUAAAUUACGUGAAGAGCAUCUUCUAGAAGAAAUUGCUCGGCCUCACACGUGGGAGGGCACAAGUCGAAAAAAAAUCAGUUUGGAACCCAUUCAUCAGAUAUCACCAAUGCACUUCCAUCACCAGCUACCGCCUCGAGAGCCACCCAUACACUUUUAUCAACCUCCACCCCCACCAGAGCCUCCCAGAAUCAUCCAGCAGCAGUUACCUCAGCAUCCAGCAACCAUAAUCCAGCAAUUACCACCACAGCCCCUUAUUACCCAGAUACCCCACCCUCAAUCACUACAACCUGUCCGUCCUGGCAGCAUUAAGGAAGAUAUGGUGGAGAUGAUGCUUAUGCAGAAUGCCCAAAUGCAUCAGAUAAUCAUGCAGAACAUGAUGAUAAAGGCUCUUCCUCCAAUGGCUCUAUCACAGCCUGCAGGUUUACCCUCUACACACACCUCAUCAUUCCAGGACCCUCAAAAUGCAGGUCCUGUGGUUCUGAAGGCUGAAAAAAUGAGACCAUCCUCAGUGCACCAUCAUCACCACUAUACCCCUCCUUCCAUUCCUGGUGGGACACUUCCCAUGCAGCCAGGACCUGGAUAUCCAUUGUGGCCCCACAUGAUGCAAUCGAACACUAUGGGACAGAUGAGUUCAUUUCCUCCUGCUGUCCACCAUGUUACUGGCCCAACUACUAUCCUGCCAGCUAUGCAUACUGUAGUAACAGAUGGUUUCCUCCCCAGGGUCCCAAGUGGCCUGUGAGACCCUGAGCUGCUGAGGAUCUACCUUAGAGCCACUUCCUGGUUGCCCUUGAUAAGGGAAAAAUGGGCAAUUAAGACAGAACUGUGAACCUCCACAAGUCAGGUUCCUUCUUAGGAUUUUUAAAAAGCUGAAGGUCCCGCAACCCUGUACAACCAUUUUUACACAAAUAUGAAAAUCCUGGAACCACACACACACUGCAUUAUCCAGGAAGGAGUUAACUCCCAGGGAUGAACAAAUUUUGCUUCAAAAGGUCCAACUGAACCACAAGACCGAGGCAUUAGGUACCACAUAUCCACCACCAUUAAGACAGUCUCUUAUCGCCAUGGCCUAAAAGUUGCCGGGAAUGGAAGAAGCCCCUACUCCUAGCUCAACAUGAAAAAGCCAGAUUUUGUUUGCAGAUGAUCACUAGGACAAAGACUUAGCCUUAUGGAGGACAAGUAAAACAGAAAUAAACCUGUUGGACCAUAAUGACUUUUGCUAUGUAACGAAUGAAAAAGAGUGAGGCUUUUUAAGCAGAACAACACCAUCCUAACCGUGAAGCAUGGGAUAGCAGAAAUAUGCUGUGGGGUUUUUUUUUUUUUUGAAAGGACACUGGUGCACUUCAGAGGAAGGAGGACUAUGUAGAGAUUCUGAAGCAACACCUCAUAACAUCAGCCAGAAAUGUAAGACCUGGUUGCAACACUGUCUUCCUGCAAGAAAUUGUCCGAAAUAUAUUCUAGAGUUGUAACUAAAUGAUUUAAAGGACAAGGCAACGCAAAAUAUAAUUUUUUGCCUAAUAAAAGAAAACAAAAUUCAAAGCA